This is a messenger RNA of Styela clava, 1867 nucleotides long. The record is from RefSeq and is a predicted model, not a curated record. Lineage: Eukaryota; Metazoa; Chordata; Ascidiacea; Stolidobranchia; Styelidae.
CGUUGUAAACGUACGUUUGUCGUAUAUUUUGCCACUGUAUGCAGUGCAUCGUGCUCUGCCUUGCAUCCAAUCAUUGUAGACUCAUUAUUACCCUUUAUUUGUAGCGUAAAUUAGUAUUAUUAUCUAUUGUCUGGUCUAGCGUUUUCCUUUCGGUCAUUUGCAUCACGUAUUCGUCGUGUAAAGUCGCAGAUAUUUGUCUGUAUUGUGGACUGUUUAUUUAUCUGGUAUAUAUUGUAAUUCUAUUAGCCUCCCGGAUCGGAAAACGUUUGGUGAGAAAUUUGCCUUUUGUUGUUGUUAUAUGCUUUGACUUAUGUUAAUCAAUUUUGUUUUAUUUAUUUAAGAAAACCGCCGUUCUUCGCCAAGAAUAUAAAGAAGUGAUUUAUGCACGUGUCUUGUUUGUGGACAAAGGGGCUGAGAGUGGCGCGUUCGAUACGUUUUCAUUGUGUCUCGUCGAUAUAGAUUCCGGGCUAUCAAAAGACGUGACAUAAAAGUUUUCAAACGGGCUUCAAAAAUUCAAACGAUUUCAAGUCUCCAAACAUAAUUUGUGAAGUUUUCAAUGAUAUUAACGUUAAUACCAAAAUUCUCAAGUUUUCAACCAAAGGGUUUCAAACAUUAAUUCGGGUUCUCAAUAAUGGCAACCGGUGGUAGGUCGGAUGACCAACAUCAGGCAAUGAUUAGCAAUGCUCCUGGCAGUUUUAAUGAAUUUAAAACUCAUCUAGAUGUUUGCAGGAGUUCCAGUGACGUUAGCGACGUGAGUUCUUCAGCGUCAUCGACUUUCUCCGUCCGGAAUGCAAGAGUGAAGUUGGAGCUGGCACGCCUAAAGGCCCGUCAAGAAGAAGAACUCUCAGCUUUAGAAUACGACUUGCGUAAGCUUCAGACAAGACACGCUUUACAGGCUGCUGAAACAGAAUCAAAGGUUUGGGAAAUGAGCGAUGGCGAAUUUUUGCGCUGUGCCAGGGCGAAGCGAAAAAUGCCAUUGAUCAUUGCUCAAUGAUGGAACCGAGUCGCGGAUAUCGCGAAGCUAUGAGAGAGCUGAAGAAUGAAUAUGGUAAAGAUCAUGUCAUUUCCCGCACCUGUUUGGACAGGUUGAAGCGUGGUCCGAAGUUGAACUUUGACGACGCGAAAGGUAUGCAAGCGUAUGCGCGACUGAUGCGGAAAUGUGGCUUAGUUCUUGAAGAAAUCAGUGAGUACGACAAUCUUAAUAAUUUUGACAAUUUGCUGGCCAUUGUUAAACGAUUGCCACCAGAGUCGCAAAACGCUUGGGAUUUCAAAGUGGCAACAAUUUUAGAAACGGAGGAUCGUGAAGCUAGUUACAACGACCUCUCUAAAUUUGUCACCGAGCAAGCUAAUGUUUCAAGAUCAGACUUUCGUUUUGCCCGUAGAGAUAGAAGGCAAUCAAAUUAUUAUGAAAAUUCUAAGGCGAAAGGUAGUGCUUUUGCUAUUUCUGCUAGUGGUUCAAAUUGGCACUGCCCGUGUUGUAAUUUUUCUCACGAAUUAUUCAACUGUAAGAAAUUUAAAGUCCUUUCAUGGUACGAACGAUAUAACGUGGCUAGACGGAAUCAAUUGUGCUUCAAAUGCUUAAGACGAGGGCAUAUGUUUAGACAGUGCACACAUAAUGAAAGUUGCCCCAUUCACGAUUGUAAGUAUCCGUUCCAUCAUGUUUUGUUGCAUCGCGAUUUCGAGACACCUACACGGCGAGAUGGUAUUAGUAAACAGACAUGUUCCGUCGGUAACUCGAUGAACCAUGCGGAUCACGACGUUCACGCUAAUAAAUUGGCGCCCGCAAAGCAACAAGGGAACACCGGUGUUUACAUGAAUAUCGUCCCGGUGACAGUAACUGCUGGCAACAGGGCUUUUGAUACAUACG